AUGUGGAAACAAGACAUCGGUCAGUGGGUGGAACGCAAGGGGCGCCGCGGUUGGGUUAAGCAGCAGCAACAACAACAACAAUCCACCGCGCCAACGUUGCCUGUGAGGCAUGCCUGCUUCCUCCCCGAAGGGUUUGAGGAUCGAUGUGAGGAUGUGACGCUUAUGCCCGACGUAGCGGCAAACACCGUGCACUUGAAUGAUGACAACAACAAAAACAACAAUGGCGCGGUCCUCUCACCUGCAGGAGAACGCUGGGUUGCCGUUUAUGGUGCCUCACCAGAGAGCAUUAUGAACGUGCGAGAAUUCCUUGACGUCAUGUUUGGUCGGACCGUGUCGCACUAUUAUCCCUUGGCAUAUGCAUCCUCAGGAAGCAGUGAAUUAACGCCUAUUCUGGCGGGGGGUCAGAAUUGGUUCUACGUGAAGUUUGAGGAUCCGGUUUCGGCGGCUCGGGCUGUGUAUCAAAGUCCUCUUACCAUUUCUAUGGCUGGUGGCCAUGGAAACACUUCAGCGGCGGUAGAUCAGAGUAGGGGUGCUGUUGGUCCCGCAGCGAGGGAAGAGGUGGUCGGGGUGACGUGGUGCACGGAUGCACGGUUUCUGCAGAAGGAACGCGAGACAGAGCAGAAGCGAAGCGAGACGCAACACCUCAGCGGCGUUUCCACUGAAACCUACUGCAAUCGUCUGCAGAGAACGAUGGGUGACAUUAAGAAUACGUCGGGUGUGACGCCGCGUGGAGCAGAACGUCUGCAUCGCACACCUCCUCCUUCACAUAGAGAGACAAGAAGUGGGGGACGACUUUCACGUGGCUUAGGAACCCUCCUGUAUGAUGCGCUUCGAUCGCCUUGGCACGGGCGAUGGACGGGAACCCAGUCCCGUGAUGGCUCGUCCCCACGUAUGGGUGCCAGCACGUCGUCCGGCUCUCUCACAUCUUCCUCACCGACCCACACGGAGGUGUUUCAUGAGGAGCCUGGGGCGGCUGGCGGCAGGGGCCUAUCGCGGCGGUGUGCCAACCAGGAGGUGGGGGCGGGGCGCAACGACGGCGGUGAGACGUUGGCCCCAACGGGGGAUAUCACUGUCCCGUCGUGCCUCUAUUCACGAAGAGGGCGGUGCCACCACUACGAUGCUGCACGUCAGCUUCACGGCGUCAUACCCGUUCGUCCACUUCGCGGUAAUGAGUCGGUGCUGAGCGUGUUUCGCGCCGACGCCGCGGAACGUAGGUUGAUACGACGAGUUUUUCUUGCCCUUGCACGCCUGCCCUCACGCAUCUCGCGCCUCCUGGUUUCCCCGGCAUUGUGGCAUGAGAACCCAGACGAGGCUGCAGCUGCUGCGGACGACAGCCAGUGGCUAUCGAUGUUCGGGGGUUUUGUUGUGGAUCGGCGGAGCGGCCAACAGCGGCAGCUCUUACGCAAUCGUCAUUACAACGCCGCCGCCCGGUUCAUCGGCGUGAACGGGGGCUACGGAGAGACCCCUGUGAUUGCUGCAUGGACCCCGUACCGCUGGUAUGAACGCAGUAGCGUGGUUUCUCUGGUGCUCUGCCUGUUUCUCUUUAUUGUCGUGUUUUUCUCAGGCCUUUGGGGUGAUGGGGCCGCCGUCGUUGACGUUGCAACCGCUGGGCGUUGGAGCAACGACACCGCCGCUGCCUCUGCCAUGGUCCUCGACACCACGUACGACGGCAGCAAGUACGCGGCCCCACGCCUGGGGGAUGGGCAGCUGCAAGGCACCAUGUUUGCAGAUGGCAUCUACGCCAGUGAUAGAUAUACCGCACGAACCCUGUAA
This is a messenger RNA of Trypanosoma rangeli, 1773 nucleotides long. RefSeq lists its product as uncharacterized. The record is from RefSeq and is a predicted model, not a curated record. NCBI's taxonomy places the organism in Eukaryota, Euglenozoa, Kinetoplastea, Trypanosomatida, Trypanosomatidae. The transcript has a single exon. The coding region runs from base 1 to 1773 and encodes 590 amino acids.